This is a messenger RNA of Symbiodinium necroappetens, 972 nucleotides long. Lineage: Eukaryota; Dinophyceae; Suessiales; Symbiodiniaceae. The record is from the annotation of a GenBank genome assembly.
GAAUUGGACCAGUACUGCAGGCAGGCGAUCAUAGACAACAGCCGCUGGAUCAAUCAGUGGCUUGGGCGGCCUUUCGUGCUGCCGCACAUCCACGGCAACCUUGGGGAUCAAAUCCAGGGAUUUUCCGGCUUGCAAUCUCUGAGCACCUACGCAGAGGUCAAAGCCAAAGUCGCCCAAGCACAUCUCCAGGGCUGUCAGUACUGCUACACCCACAAUGGUAUGUGCUCCACAAACCGCCCAGUGCACAUCGACUUCAGCGGGCUUCCUUGUGAGGACAACAGUAGGGCCAACCACAAGCGGGCCUACUUUGAAGGUCGCUAUGGCAAGCUCUACCCAAUAUGGGCCAGGAUGCACAAGACAAGACGCACGCCGCUAGUCAUCCUGGAGAAUAGCCCCGACAUUCCGGUGGACGAGAUCAAAAACCUCUUUGCGCCCGACUACAACGUCUACCAGCUUUUCUUGGCGAAUGUUGUGAAUAUCUCUGGGAUCUUCACGAUGCAAUGGAGUUGCUCAAAGGAGGACGGCAUCCUGCCACUGCUGACAGAGCGCGAACGCUUCCUUGUUUCCCAGCUGGACACACGCUAUCGGAACCUUUACGAAAGUUCCCCAACAGAGAACGAAGACUUGUUCUAUUUCUUGGGGGACAGGUUUGAGUUCACCUGCACCUGGAGUGCCCAUUCACAGGCACUCCCUGCGUUCCGAAAGAGCAGUGCAAAGUUUCUUCACCGACCCAGCCUCACGUUCCUCACGGGACAAGAAAAGCUAGCUAGCCUGGGUUGGCCCGUAGAUCAGGGGACUGCAACCGAGAUGCACACCACCCCGCUGCCGACUUUGGAUCCGGCCAGAGCCGACCAGAUGGCAGGUAACUCGAUGCACCUUGGGUGUGCGUCGACGGUGCUGCUUUUGGGCAUGGUGUGCUUUGGUCCUCCCAAGCCAUCGAUGUACAGUUGUGUUGGCCAGGGCAGGAACUAG